Molecule: messenger RNA, 1790 nt
Organism: Zootermopsis nevadensis
Lineage: Eukaryota; Metazoa; Arthropoda; Insecta; Blattodea; Termopsidae
Source: RefSeq, a predicted model, not a curated record
AUGGAGUUUUCAUUUCUGGGAACAACUAGUAGUAUCCACCACGGUCAAGGUCUGGGAAAAGGAAGGACCACAGAAAUACCAGUAUUCAUAGUAGCGAUCUUGGCAGUAAUAGGAACAGCAAUAGCAGCUCCACAGGGUAAAGUCCAGCCCGGCUCACGAGUACCAAACAUUGCCAUCUUGCGGCAAGCACUGGACCUUCAGCACGAUGGUUCCUAUCAGUACAGCUACGAGACAGAAAAUGGAAUAACAGCGCAAGAGCAGGGGUCGAUCAAGAACCUGGGGCAACAGGACGAGGCGGCGGUGGUACAGGGUGCAUUCUCGUACACAUCCCCAGAGGGAUAUCCCGUCAAGCUGAACUACGUCGCUGACGAGAAUGGGUUCCGUGCUGAGGGAGUCCACCUGCCAACGCCACCACCCAUCCCUGAAGCUAUCCUGAGGGCCCUCGAGUACAUUAGGGCUCACCCUGAGGAGAACGACGAGAACUAUAAUAGAGGUGGAAUCCCCAACAGGGGCGUAAUUGCCAACAGGAGGUUCUAGACCUAAGGGAUAAGUGAUUAUCACUUUUGAACUGCCAUAAACAAGACAACAUAAACGAUAAUUACGAUGAAAAUAGGUCUCUGUAAACAAUCAAUUUCAAUGUACAAAUAAUUCACUUUGUGUAUGCAGAGCCGUGGCUUCUUUUACGUAUGUUUUUAAAUGUUCUGUCUUGGGGCGUUCGUAUCAACAUAUUUCUGUGAACAAAUGGCAUAAACUUGCCCUUUCACUAGAUAUCUUUAUUUCGGAAGUUCAGAAAACCACACUCAUACUGGCUAAUAUUGUCGAAAAUACUCGUCAUCACAAAACAUGAUUCAAGCAAAUCAUUACUCUUAAUUUCUUACCUGCAUUCAUCUUUUCUAAAAACUUCUAUCAUAAAACUACUUCAGAGAAUUUCACAGUACCCCUACAAGGUGAUACAAGUCAGAAUAUCCAUCAUCAUAAAUAUUUUAACACUAAGAGUUAACUUCAUACCACCAAGACAAUAUUUUUUUAAUAACCUAUUGUUUUCUAACAACAACGUGUCUUAUUGUCAACGAAUUUUUAAGCUGUUUUCUGGUCGUAAGGAUACAACAAAAUAAAUUAUGGAAGUGUUCAUAUCCAACAACACGCUUCAUUUUUUAUUUUGUGUAAAUCAGGAUUAUGUCUUUGAUAAUCAAUGACGACUGAAUGUACCUCUCAUCGUUCAAAGAAUCAAUUACUUUCACAUCAGUUGGCAUAAUUAUGUUCAAUGCUUAAAGACAGCAACAUGUUCAUGUAAACCCGAUUCUGUGCUGCUACGAAGAUAUUUACAUAAACAAUUGGAUAAGCUGAGUGCAUCACAAAAUUCUCCUUAUUAAAAUCAUCAAACAAAAAUCGAGUUACCUCAUUAAAGUACUAUAUAUUUUAUUCAAAGAUAUGAUUAAAUACUGAACAGACGUCUUUAAGUUAUUUUUUCUUCUGAAAAGUAAUGUUUAAUCAAUUUGGCCCAUGUCCCCACACUUUCCUUAGGUUAGGAUAAUACAACGAAACUGCCCUUUGUUAUAAAAUAAGAAUAAUAUAAUUAAUAUAUUUUGUAAGAAAAUAAUAAUAACAAUGAUAAUAAUAAUAUAUAUAACCUGCUAUGUAGUUCCCUUUCUGCGAGAAAAAGAAGUAGCAGGCAUACAUCACUUCAAUUCUUCCUGCUAGAUGGCAGCUGCAUAGUGUGACAAAAGUCUAUGUAAGUCAAAUGUCACUUUGUAAUUCUUAGGAGUAUAAUAAAGCAGUUUAAGAUAUUA